Messenger RNA from Lineus longissimus, 4466 nucleotides. RefSeq lists its product as uncharacterized. NCBI's taxonomy places the organism in Eukaryota, Metazoa, Nemertea, Pilidiophora, Heteronemertea, Lineidae. The coding region runs from base 112 to 3009 and encodes 965 amino acids. The record is from RefSeq and is a predicted model, not a curated record. The transcript has 15 exons.
CAAAAUGGAGUUGUUGACUUUGGAAACGGAAUGACAACCUCAAUAUUUUGUUAAAUAUCUACCUAAAUUAUGAAUAAUAUAGAAUGGGGGAUAGUGGCUUGCUGAGAGCAGAUGAUGGCGAAUCCAGCGACACCACAAGAAAGGUUCUGGGACCACCAGAGAGAUGGCCUCACAAGAAUUAGGAAAGAUCUCCUGAAGAAGAACUCGCUGAAUAAGGCAAACAGCCGAGCAAACUCUAUCAAUGGAACUGGUGGCAGAGCAAAUUCCUUAUCGAAAGCUGAUCGGGAAAAAGAGGCGCAAAAAGUUGUGAGAAGGGCGUCUCUCCCAACUAGGUCCCCUUCAGAAAGGUCUGGGAGUCAAAUAAGCUAUGCAGGAGUUCCAUCCCGCAGCCCCAGCAUCACAAAGGACAAUGUCCCCCACAAAGUCCUGAUUGGAAGACCAGAUGCCUUCAAGGGGAAAGAGACGCCGCCAGUGCCGGAGCCAAAGGUCAACACGCCUCCGGGCCGGAGGGUGAAUAAUGGGUCUCCAGGGCCGAGAAAUGGUACUCCUCCUUCUCAGCUGCCAAGGAUGAAAUCAAAGCCAAGACAUGAAAAGGAGAGGCUUCCAAGAUCAAGGUACAAUGUUGUGCCACCCGUUCCCCCGAGGAGAGCUUUCUAUCAACCAACUGAUGAGAGUAACGAAGACAGCUGGGGCGAAACAGAAAGUGACGACUCCUACGACGAUGACGGCUUCAUGGGAGCCUACCCGUACCCUAUCUACGUCCAGCCACAGCCAAUGUUCGCCCCACAACCUAUGUACUACCACCAACCCAGGCGACAUCGCAAGCGCAAAAAGAAAGUCGUUGUCAUCCGGGAACCGCCGAAACCGUACACGAUGGAUCAAGCAACUUAUACGAUUGAUCAUCGAGCAACACAGUGGGAUGAUCCUGAGGCUGGCCAGUUGAUGGAUGUCGGGAUUGACCCCAUGCACCCGUAUGUUGAAAUGACCGACCGUUCUGUGGGAACUUUUGACGUAAGGCGUGGGGAUACGAAAAUGUCAAAUAUGUCAAAUAAGUCUUAUAAGACUACUGCUAGUGAGCGCGAGCGGCGACGGCAAGAUCGCGAGAGGUGGGAGCGCGAGCGCGCGGAAUAUCACGAUUUUGAAAUGCAGCGUCGCUUGGAGCAGGAUCGGCGGAAUAGGGAAUUAGCUGAACGUGAUCGGUCCUUUGUGGAGAAAAAGGGCGAAAGAGGGGGCGAAAAUGAGGAUCGGUCUUAUAAGGAAAGAAAGGGAGCACUAGAUCGUGAUCAAGCUUAUAAGGAAAAGAUGGCCCGAGAACGUGAACGCAUUCUAGCGCGUAAGAAAAGACAGGGUGAAAUAGACUUUGUUGGAAAUGAGUCUGUCAACGACAGCAGCUCUGAAGGCCAUUCUGACUUGUACAAUAAACUUAAAGCACGACAGAAGAAGAUAGAUUAUGUCGCUGAUGAUCCUGUCCCUGCUGAUGUCGCUCGGCGUCUGAGGGAAAACUCAUCUCCUUAUGAUUCCAAUGAGUCGAACAGUGCCAAAUCAUUGAAUAGUCGCCACCCCGUUGGGUCUGUGAAAUCUUUUUCAGGGUCAGUCUAUUCUCCUGCGGCUAGUUAUAAAAAUGACCCCCAGGAUCCGCCACCUCUGAGCGAAGAUGAAUACCGUCCAACCAGUUAUGAAGAGAUUUCUUUUCCUGUGCCAAAUAUUCACGGUUCUGAUGUGAUGAGUAGCACACAGACUCUUGGUCCGUCACGAAGACCCAAGUUCUAUUAUCAUUACACGCAGUCGAGACCUCGCUAUCUUCAGGAUAGGAAUGCUCUCUUUGAUGAGAGGACAAACUCUGUGCUGAGGCGAUACAAGUACGGCACUGACCUCAUCGCUGAUCGAGUGACACCUGACAUCAACCUACCCAGGGACCUUCAGAUGAUCAAGCAUUUCCUUGACUACCCGGACUUUGCUAACACAUUCACUGAGGCUCUCAUUGCUGACUUUCUCGACGAGGAUAUCAUUCCUGAUGUUCUAAUUGAGACCAUCUCUCACAUGAACACUUUGCCUGCUACCCACCCGAUGUUCCACCCAUCCAAACAAGUUGCCAAUGACAUUGUCGAUACUGAAGUUAUCUGGAUGGCAAAGGGCAUCGUUGGAGAAGUCGCUAGAGAAUUUGUUGAUGGUUACUUAGAGGAACAAUUCAAUCAGAAGAAGGACCCCCUAGAGGAGUUUCUGGAUGACCUCUUCAACGAGGUGGUGUUUGACGGCGCGACUGAAGCGGCGCGGGAGGCGGUGUUGGAACUUGCCGACAUCUACGUCAUGAACUCAUCGAUCUUUGACUACCUCCUCCUGAUUACUGAUGAGAUCAUUCGGGAGGAAGCAGCCUCAGUGCUGGACGAGGCCCUGGAGGAGAUGAUCCUGGAGGACUUUGUCAAUGAUGAGCUUGUGGAAGAACUUAUAGAAGAGGAAGCCUUCGAGGUGGCGCAUGAAGUCCUCACAGAGUACGACACGAAGCUCAGGAGGAAAACAGUCAAAGAUAUUGACCGCCUCGGUCGUGACAAGCUGCUUGAAUCUCUCAUACUGAACGACAUCCUCCGACGGAUUGCUCACCAAGCCAAGAUCUGGACUGAGUCGGAGUAUAUGGACAAGGUCUUCAACAGUUUGGUCGCUGAUGUCCUGCUGCAUGAGUAUCUUGAUGUUUUGGGCAAUAAGCAAAAGACCAUUGAUAAUCGCCCGCUUAGGAAGGUCCAUGAGAAGAUGGUCACUGAUGUGGCUUUGGACGUCUUGCUUGAUGAGCUCUGUCAGGGUCUGGAUGAGGAUCUGGGAGAGUUGGACACGCAUGAGGUCGGAGGAUUACCAGACGAGGCAGCACCGGGAAAUAUUCAUACGUGGCUUUACGGCCAGGUGGAGCCACUGUUGCAGUCAUCGCCAGAUAUAUCGAUCAACCUUCCAGGUGAUUUUGCACCGGCCCAUUAUGACGGACCUCCCCCUGACACUGGAGAUGCAGAUGAUUUACAAUAGUGUAGGACAUAAUUAUACCUGGUCUCAUACCUUAGAAUGAGAUAUGGAUCCUGCAAUGAAAGACGUAGCUCAUUUGAAGGACAUCCAGUUGACUGACAAGUGCUGUCCUUAAUAGAGAGGUGUCCUGAUUUGAGAGGUCAAAUUGUAUGGAAACAACCACUUUGGGACCAAAACCAGUGUCCUUUAUAGAGAGGUGCCUUCUCAGGGAGGUUCCACUGCACAUGGGACUGGUGUCGGCACUAUAUAUCUGAACAAAUUCUGAACUUGCUGAGGUGUCCUGUUUAAAGAUUCUCCAUGCAUAUUUUGACCAGUCAUGGCUUGGCACAGUGGCAGUCCUUCCAAUAUUUAUUGUCUGUGAUAGUAUUUGACCUACUUGUAUUAAAAGACUUUAAUGUAUGACAAGGCAGUGUGAUUUUUAGAGGCAAAAUUCUCUUGUGGCAUGAUUCCAGUUCCAGAAUUUUGUCAUGGUAUAAUACGUUUUUUGUUUGGAUUGAUGUGCUACAAAACUUGAGACUGACUCAAAAGAUUCAAGACAUGGUUAUAGUUCACUAUCAGCCACACUGAUAAAGAUCCCUUGUACAUUGUAUAUCUAUUUUUAGUUUACUAUAAUGAAAAAGAAUAUGUAUUGGUUGAGAUUACUGUAUCUAAUGUAUUAUGUAUGUGUGAAUGUGAACACAUUUAGUUCUCAUAUUUUCGUCUAUUAUCAUUUCCUAAGUGCCAUUUAUAAUUAUGUUGAUGAAUAGCAUUUGAUUGUCUGUAUUACUGUGAAAUUGGUGUGGCUUUACAGCUUUUGAAAUGACAGCUCAAUGAUGCUCUGCUUAUGAAAGUUGGACAGCUCCUGACCAGUUUUACAGUAACUUUUGUCUGCGUGAUAUGUUUCUCGUAAAUUUGGUCCGUGUAUCACUACUGUUUUUUUUUUUUUAAUUUCGAUGCAUGGAUAUGAACUAUCUGCUGUUGUGUCUACAACAGUCUUCGAUAGCGUGUGGUAAGGUGAAUACUCUCUUUGUUGGACUUUAAAAACUUAAAACUAUCACUAAGUUAGUUGUAAAGGUCUACUGAUUCUGUAGUUUAGGUCGUAAUCAAUGGAAUAUUGAUCACCCCCCUCCUCCAUUUAUAAGUCCAUCCACUGAAAUCUUAUGAUCUGCACUUUUCAUGAAGUUUUUACCUUUAUACUGACUUGGUUGACAGAAGAUGCUUCCAUGUUCGAAAAACUUCCAGAAUCCUUUUUCUCUAUAGACAAAUAUUCCUAUAUUUUUUUAUGAACAGUCAAAGAUUAAGGCUUCCAAUUACAGAACUUGCUGCCUUAGUACAAUUGGCUAUUCCUAAUAUUAUUGUAGGAUUAAAGAAAUAUUAUGUAUUCGUAUCAUAUCUUGUACACAAUAUAAACCAAUGUAGAUGGAAAAUUGCUUAAUUUAUGUAAAUAUGAUGCAAAUAAAAUAGAACCGUAUUUUGCAAAA